This is a messenger RNA of Coturnix japonica (Japanese quail), 3150 nucleotides long. Its product is annotated as interleukin-1 receptor-like 1. The record is from RefSeq and is a predicted model, not a curated record. Lineage: Eukaryota; Metazoa; Chordata; Aves; Galliformes; Phasianidae. Gene Ontology annotation, biological process: signal transduction. Gene Ontology annotation, molecular function: interleukin-1 receptor activity; interleukin-33 binding.
UAUGCAUUGCAGAAGCCAGUUAAAGAGCAUUCCCAGUAGUCUGGUACAAGGAAAGGACUCAGCCCAGAGCAAAGCACAUCUGUACUGUGUGAAUUUCCAGAGGACUUGGCACAGACGGAGACCUGUCGAUGUUUGUUUAGUCUGGAAAUCUUUGGCACUGAAAUAAAAAUUCCUUACACACUUACCUGUGAGGAUCUGUCACUGGAGGUACCUCCACUUUCCAAAAGAAAGAAGGUGGUAUGCACCCACACACUAGAUUGGAUGAAAGCUUAAUUCUCAGUCAAGAAAUAUGAUGGUGUAUGCACAUUUGAUCAUCCUAUCCAUCUUCUCGGUUUCUGUGAUAUCACAAUCAUAUGAUUCAAUCGAAGGUGAGGCUUUGGUUGUCAGAUGUCCCGAAAAUGAUUUAUCUGCAAAAGUUACCUGGUAUCACACAGGCACAAGGAAAAUAAUUCCUGGAGAAGAAGAGGGAUCACAAGUGUUUUCAAAAGGAAUAUUUCUUUGGUUUUUGCCAACUUCUUUAGCGGAUUCCGGGAACUACACUUGUGUUACAACUUAUCCAGAUGGGAGCAAAAAAGAGCGCAAAAUGAAUGUACAGGUGCAUCCAUACAAGCAAGAAAAGUGUUUCCCAAGCCGGAUACUUUAUGCAAAUGAAAGCAGAAAUGGAAAAAUUUCUUGUCCUACAUUUAGGAAUUAUGAGAAUGCUACUAUAACCCAGUGGUAUAAGGACUGCAGACCUCUACAGGGAGAGAGAUACAGCAUGCAGGAUCCUUAUAUUUAUAUUACAAACCUGAAUAAGGAGGACGAUGGUUAUUAUACUUGUCAAUUUACUUAUACUCACAGAGGAAAGGUGUUCAAUGUAUCAGCAACAAGGAUCUUUGUAAGUGGAGUAAAGCACUCAUCUCUACCUGUUCAAAUUUUAUUUCCAAAAGAUGAAGAGGUAAUAGAAGUGGAGCUUGGUGCUACUCUUCCUCUGAAAUGUCGAGCCUGGCUAGGAAUUAAAAAACAGCCUAUAGGUUUUGUCACAUGGGAUGUGAAUGAGGAGCCAGCAGAAAAUGCAGAUGAAGAAAAAUUUCAUCGAGAAAUUAGUUUUUUUGAAGGACAGCACCAAGAGUACUAUGGAGAGGCGACUUUGACCAUUAGUAACAUAGAACAUACGGAUUUGCAGUCCAGUUUCUCAUGUGUAGCAAUGAAUGAAAUGGGAAACACGAGGACCACAGUGACAUUACGACUCAAAAAAAAAUCUGGUCCUGAUGUCCUCAUGAUUGCUGGAUUUCUAGUUCUGCUAAUGUCAGUAGCAAUCUCUGUUAUACUGUAUCAGUCCUUCCGAGUUGAUAUCGUCCUUUUGUACCGGGAUUUGUUUCAGGCCUAUUCAGUCAAGGAUGAUGGGAAGAUAUAUGAUGCCUAUGUUAUUUACCCUCGGAGCCACACCAAUGAAGCUACUUUUGUAGAAUAUUUUGUUUACCAAAUUAUGCCAGAUAUUCUGGAAAAUAAAUGUGGCUAUAAAUUAUGCAUUUAUGGAAGAGAUACAUAUCCUGGAGAAGAUAAAGCGAAUGCAAUUGAGAAGAGGAUACAGAAGAGCAGACGGCUGAUCAUCCUUCUCACACAGCAGCUGAUUAACUGUCAAGAAAUUAAUUACGAUCAACAUAUUGCUUUAUACAACGCCCUCAUUCAAAAUGAUACGAAAGUGAUUCUACUGGAAAUGGAGAAGAUGGGGAGUUAUGAGAAUCUUCAGGAAUCUCUUAGGUACAUCAUCAAGCGGCAAGGUACUGUCAAAUGGAAAGAGCAGCACACUGUGCACCCACAGUCAUCCAACUCAAAGUUCUGGAAACACGUGAGGUACCACAUGCCAGGGACAUUCAGGUCCUCAGACUCAGCUAAUGCUGGGUGAACAGUCUGCCCAAGAAAAUGCUGGUACUUCAUCAAGUUGAACCAUCGGUGUAUGAUUCUCUUAUUGCUAUCAGUAGGUACAUUACUUUGCAGUCUGGACAUCUGUCUGCAUUUUUUUCCCCACUUCUUUCAGCCACUUGGUUGAGUAAUGAUGAGGGAAAUGGAUGGAGCAGGUCAAGGGGAUGAGGCAAUUUUGGUGAGGCUUGAGAAUUCUGUAAAUGAAUAAUUCCAGGCAAAGAACUGAAUUUUGCACGUCACAGGAAACAGAAUCUACCUGUGCUCUUCCUAUAUAUACUUGUACAUAUUACAGAUCUUUUUUGGUACUGAAUAGAUUUACUUUAUCUUUCUAAUACGGUUGAUCAAGCAUAAAUUCCUUCUGUACUCUUUGGCUGGAAAGUAUUGUGUGGUCUUCUUCACUUUAUCCACCAUGUGCUCCUUUUUGAUUCAGUAGUAUAACUAAUACCAUGAAAUUUAAACUUUCCUUAGCAGGGAUGCUUCAAGAGAAGCUCUUUUGAAACUAAUGUGAAUGCAGUAUUUUCUAGAAAUACAGAGUUAAGGAGAGCGUAUACAUAAUGAUCAACCAAUAUAUAUUUAUACACAAAAGAGAAACUCACAAAAGGGGAAAUUAUUUCAUAGAGCUAUCAGAAAGUCAUUUUGUUUUGAAAGUAGCUACUGCAUAUAUUUAAAUUCAUAUAAGUAGCAGUGUUUUAGACCUAUCAAGUAUGGUAGACUGUGCUAGACUCACGUAUUUAUAUUUUGUUUGUACAUUGCCAAUGUAUUCAAAGCAUUCAUUUAAGCUACUGAUAGAGACUCACUGCAAAUUUAUAAUUGCCAGUCUCCCUCUUCUUCCCCAUUCUGUGAUCUUUUUCCUGGUUAUACUCUGUUCUGACAGAGAAUACCCAGAGAUGCAAAUGUCAGAAUGAAAUCUCUUCUGAGUGCAGGACUGUACGAACAAAACGUGUUUUAGUGCAUACAUCCUUGGGAACUUUAAUCUUUUUAGCUUCUUAAAUACAGAUUUAUUCAUUUUUUAAGUCAGAGAAGAACUGGUUUUGAGCUUCAGUUAACUGUAGAGAUGGACUUGAAAAGUGAAAAUUAGAUGCAGUAUGUCUAAUGCUACCACAUUCGUUUAUUGUACAGUGUAGAUUUUUACUGAGUAUGGAAUUUCAGGCUUAUGGAUGGCUAUUGGAGUUAGGAAGACCACAUAUGAAAUAUAUAUCUUAAUAUUAUUUCAGCAUGACAUUAAAAGUUUGAUGGGAAACAAAA